Molecule: messenger RNA, 580 nt
Organism: Saccostrea echinata
Lineage: Eukaryota; Metazoa; Mollusca; Bivalvia; Ostreida; Ostreidae
Exons: 4
Coding region: 41-511 (156 amino acids)
Source: RefSeq, a predicted model, not a curated record
UUUGAACUGAAAACCACACAAGAUUUCUUUUUUUCUACUAAUGGUGAUGAAAAAAUCAACAGUUUUCUUCGUUCAGGUUCUAGGCUUGUCCACGGUGUUUGGUGGUUGUUCUUAUAAUGUUUUAACUGGGCGCUAUUGCUAUUACCUUGACUACUACGACGACCUGUACCCCAAUACUCUUGGUACUGGUGCAAUCGUUGGGAUUGUACUCGGAGCCCUCGCUGGAUUGGCAACACUUAUUGGACUUAUAGUCUGUUUAUAUGUGACGCUAUGCAGAAAACCCACACAAAUUCAGGGUGCAGUUAUGCACAUCCCCACCACAACUGCAGGGACAACCUUGGUACAAAAUGCCCAGCCAUUUAUGCAGCCUUACCAUCAACAAGGGCUACACCAAGCUAAUCCUGUUCAGAUGCAGGCAACUGGACAAGGCGUAGCAGCCUCUUUUGCUUCACCUCCCCAGUACAGUCCGCCACAACAAUCUGCUGAAAAUCAAGAUCCGCCUCCGAAAUAACAUUAUUCAUAACAAAUAACCAGUAAACAUUUUCUUUAAAACGCUGUUACAUUUGAAUAGCUAUUACUU